AUUCCACUUCAUUAACCGUAAUAAUGAUACGGUGCUUCGAUAUGUUUCUCGUUCUUUAGGAAAUGAAUACAGUUGUGUCUUUGCAUUCUGUUUCUAUUCAUGUUUCGUACGAAACGCGUGAAAAAAAGCCGGAAGGUUAAAUCAGCUAAUAACAACGAAGUAGGAAUUCCUGUCAAAUUAAACAGCCACGAUGGAUUAAAUACGAAGGGUGAUGUUGAAAAAAUAGUUUCAUACUUUCCAGAGUUUGCUAAGAAAGAGUUUCCGAAGGGUAUCACAUGUAAUCAUACAACAAAAAAUUUACGAGAACCACUGCUUGCUUGUACUGAUCAAGUCGAUCGAAAUGUUGCUGUUGUUCUUUGGAAUACAAUCUUGCGAUUUAUGGGUGAUAUGGAUGACAUUGCUGAACCUUCCAUGGAGGAAACUAUUAAAGGUGAAAGAGCAAGUAUGCUUUCAUCGAAAAGUUGGAUAUUGGGAUCUGACAGGCUGAGAUUUAUCGUCGGCUUAGGCAUAAAUCGUCCACAUUUAAGAGACGAAGUUUACUGUCAACUUUGUAAACAAGUUACUAAUAAUCCUUCAAAAACCAGUUUGUUAAAGGGCUGGAUUUUGAUAUCGUUGUGUUGUGGAUGUUUUCUACCAUCGAAAAAGGUAGAAAUGAUCCUUAUUGAAACAAUGAGAUGCGGUCCAAGUGACCAUGUUAGAUAUUGUAAUGAGAAAAUGCUGAGAACAAGAGAAAAAGGAGGAAGAAAACAACCUCCAAAUUCUUUAGAAAUACAGGCUUCUCAACAACUUGCACUUCCAGUCGUAUUAGUGGAAUUGAACGAUGGUAAGGAAGUGAGUGUUGAAGUAGAUUCGUCGACAACAGCGAGAGAAUUGUGUUUUAAAGUCUCAGAUGAAACGGGAAACAGUCACAAUGCUGACUACGGAAUUCAAGUUCAUAUAAUGGGCAAGGACAUUAAUAUCGGUAAUGGUGAUGAGAAAGUAAUGGAUGCUAUAUGGGUAUGUGAGCAAAGUGCUAGAGAACUUGGUUAUAAAGAAGACACAAUUCCAUGGAAAAUUUACUAUCGAAAAGAAGUGUAUUGUCCUUCUGACGAAUUUCACAUGGACAUCAGUUGGACAGAUUUUGCAUAUAAAUUCGUAGUUAAUAACAUCAAAACUCGUGUUAGCACAAAGUUAAAAAAGAGGUUCAGUAGUACGGAGAAAAUUAAUGAUGUGAGUACAUAUUUCAAACGGACACCAUCUAAUGAAAGCCUGGUUCGCCAAGGAAGCUUUUCGAGUGUUUCAUCUGUUGGAGCAACCAACAAUUUUGGUGUACGGCGUAGGACCUCGAGAAUCAGUGAUUUACGUAGUGCCAAACUUGCUGAAGAUAAAAAUACAUUUAUUGAAGACAACGAAAUGUCCUUGCAAGAAAUAUGCGAAGACUACGAAGACAGCAUCAAAGAUGUCCAUACUUUAGAAGAUUAUGGAAAAAAGUUCUUCACUCAAACAAACAUUUCAAUGAAUAGCGCCGUAGAAACAUUAUGUAAUUGGUCUCAUCAAACUGAACCAUUAAAAUCUCCACUUCUGGCUCGAUUGGAAAAGAUACAAGAAUUAUCAAAACUCUCACUGAAUAUGUUUUUGGCAAUACUUGAGUAUAUGCAGGAAAGUAGAUCAAGUGACAGAUCUUUAAAGUAUCGCAAGAAAGAAUUGACAGUCGUAAUCUUCAAUUUGGCGCUGAAACAUAACGCUCUUCAAGAUGAACUUUACUGUCAACUUAUGAAACAGCUCACAAACAACAGAAAUGCUGAUAGUCGUCAUCGUGGAUGGGAGCUGAUGUUUCUAACCACUAGUCUAUUUUCUUGCAGUGAAGAUGUUUUAAAAGAAGUGAUGUUGUUUUAUGCUACCUGGAGUAAGCAUGAAAAAAUGGCUAUGAAAUGCUUAACAAUUCUACGUGAAACUGUUCUGACUGGUCCAAGAAUGUGCCCUCCUCACUUUGUCGAAUACACUGCUGCCACGAAACAGCUUGCAAAUGUUUCGCACAAAGUAUAUUUUCCGGAUUCAACAUCUAAGAAUUUUGAUGUUAAUGCUCGUACUAAAGUCAAGAAUCUGGCACAGAGUAUUGUACAAAAACUUGGACUUUUAAAUGGAAUUGGAUAUUCGUUAUUUAUUCAAGUGUUUUCAAAAACUGCACCGCUUCAACCUGAGCAUUUCUUAUUCGAUGCUAUUCAACAGUGGACACAAAUUGUAGAGAAAAACUUAUCUUUGCCAAUGGAAUACGAUAAAGCAAAAGGAAUCCCAUACAAACUGAUCUUUUUAAGAAGAGUGUGGACUCAAGUUAAUCCUGGAGAUGAUCCAAUUGCUGAUGCUGUAUUUAUCUAUCCUCAGGAAGUGUAUAAAUAUCUUCGUGGAUAUUACAAACUUGGAAUUGAUGAAGUUGCCUACCUUGCAGCGUUGAUUUUAAAAUAUAAAUAUAAAAGUGGUUGGAAUUGUCCAGAAAUCACACAAAUGUUAGAAGAAAUUUUGCCCUAUAACAUUAUUGAAGAUCUUUUUCCUGUAAUAUGGAGACACUAUAUUUUGACGAAUUGUGAGAAGAUUCCAUUUGAUUCAGAAAAAGAAAUUAGACUGUUGUUUUUACACAGUCUUCAGAAAAGCGAGCGCUUUGGAGCAGCUUAUUUUAAAGUGUUGCAAAAUCAAUUCAGGGAUUCACCUAAAGUUAUCAUCAUUGGCAUUAACAGUAAAGGAAUUCAUGUCAUCAAUCCUGAAACUAUGAUUACAAUUGAAAUGUUUCCAAUGGAAAAUGUUUUGAGUCAUUACGGUGAAGAGAAAGGCUAUACGUUUCAAUUUCAAAGUACUCUAGAAACAAUUCAACAAAUAAAAUUUCAAACAACGCAGGGAUACGAGAUAGCUAGUAUGGUUGAAGCUUACAUUCCUCAAUAGAGCGUUUGAUAACCAUCAUACAAAAUGUUAACAUGGUACGAUUCAUUGCAAAAUAAUGAACACCAGAGGUUUUGGAAGCUUUUGAAAUUGAUUGGUGUCAAAUGCUCACCAUAUCAUCACCCAGAAGAGUUGUUCUAGACAUUAAACUGCUUCAUGUUAGAGUGAAAGGUCUUUGUGAUGAUUUGAAAAUUUUCUACACUAGUGCCUAUCAUUCAAUAUAUCCUAAAACGUUUAAGCAAGAAGCAAAUUUUAUAUGUGUCCUUCUUAUAAGGGACACCUACACUAAACUAUGGGUGUCCAGAUACCCAGACACACGUGGCUUCCCAAGCCCCUGAUGAACACAAUCUUUUGUAAAACGACUGCAGAAAAAUAUUUGUUUAAUUUCAUACUUUGUAUAAGUUGUUGACUUUGCUCAUUUAUCAAUAUCUUAAUAAUGCACAUCGAAUGGGUAGUUGCCACUGUAAAUUAUUUUCUAAUUGUUAAAUAGAAAAGAGAUAUUUAGCUCUA
Xenia sp. Carnegie-2017 is the source of this 3420-nucleotide messenger RNA. RefSeq names its product unconventional myosin-VIIb-like. The coding region runs from base 100 to 2913 and encodes 937 amino acids. The record is from RefSeq and is a predicted model, not a curated record. NCBI's taxonomy places the organism in Eukaryota, Metazoa, Cnidaria, Anthozoa, Malacalcyonacea, Xeniidae. Gene Ontology annotation, cellular component: cytoskeleton. The transcript has 26 exons.